Molecule: messenger RNA, 4061 nt
Organism: Syngnathus acus (greater pipefish)
Lineage: Eukaryota; Metazoa; Chordata; Actinopteri; Syngnathiformes; Syngnathidae
Gene: pthlha
Product: parathyroid hormone-like hormone a
Exons: 5
Coding region: 3316-3720 (134 amino acids)
Biological process (GO): osteoblast development; adenylate cyclase-activating G protein-coupled receptor signaling pathway; bone mineralization
Cellular component (GO): extracellular region
Molecular function (GO): peptide hormone receptor binding; hormone activity
Source: RefSeq, a predicted model, not a curated record
GGAGUUGCUAACCGCUCAGCUCACUCACCACAGGUGCUUGAGGUCUGCAAGCGACGGGCACAUCAAAGUUCCAACAUGCUUGUGCAACGGGGAGUCACUUUUGCCGCCGGACGGACGGCUGGAUUCGGCGCCACUCGGGAACUGAGGAAGGAAAUGGAGAAGCUAAAAGUCAAGCUGACGCUCCUAUGGCUGCGUGCCAAGGCCGGACUUCUGCGCCGCCUCUUCCGCUCGGAAAUGUUGGCAGCGGAUAAAGAAUACACGCCCAGUGAAGCGUGACUGGAGCGUCAAAAGAAGGCACGCGCGCCGGAAACGGCGCUCGCCCGCUGCGACGGGAUGCCGCAAAGGUAAGCACAGCCCAGGUGGCCCACAUUUGGGAGCCAGCGUGCGCUAAAAAUAGCCAGGAGAAGGAGAAAAUAGAUGCUUCCCGGAUCGGUGGAAUUCCCGCCCUGGCGGUGUCCUCGAAUGCUCCCCCCAAAAAAUGCCGUCUGGAAGCGCACCCCAUCUCCUACCGUGCGUUGCACCCAGACAGCAAAUUCUUAACUGAACUCCGGCGGAUGCCUGAUGCUUCCUCUUUGCUAAUUGGACAGGCAGGAAGCGACAAGCUACGUCUUAGCUGCCGGCUAGCUGCUUAGCAUGUUAUUGGAAUGAGUCCCCCCCCGGCCUGGGUGGCGUUACAGCCGCUGAGGCGUGUGUUGUGGUUUCCUGUCAAGCUGUGAACAAGAAACUCACUUGAACACGCUGACAUUAAAAGCCACAUGCUUGAAAAAGAAAGACACUUUUAUUUUUAGCGCGCAGAGCGUCACUCUGUAUGUGCACGUCUGGCCGGGGGAGGGAAAUUCAUUGUGUGUGGUUGUGUGUGAUGUUUGUAAUUGUGCCUUGUAUGUGAGAACAGGCACCCCCCAACGGGUCUAGCCAGCGUUGUCGAGACGUCUUGAUCAGGAGCGACGGCGUGCGGACGGCCUUUUUGGCUUCUCCGCACCCGCGUGACGUCGCGCGCGUGCACGCUUUGCUAUCGGAGUCGUGAAAGAUUGUUACUUUGCGCCACGCAAGCAACCGAUAGCUUGCAAAUGAGCGCUCCUUCAAGCCGUAUAAUACGAAGGCUAAGCGCGGGCAGGCGAGCCGAGGCGCGAAGCUGAGCGAGCCGCCGAAUGGCACGCCGCCGGUCGACGUCUCGUCUUUGGUUUGCUCCGUGGGGAGCCGUGCCGCUUCCCGGGUGACGGGAAGGUGAGGCGAUAAGUCACCAUGUCAAUGUUGAUCCCAGGCCUCGACGGCGGGGCGGCGCUUUGCAAGCUGAGGAAUUCCCCCAAACGCACGGCCGCUUUGUUUGACUCGGUGGCGUCGCGGGAAGUCCGACACGUCGCCGCUCACGUCACGCGCCCGCGAGAAACGUGACACGCGGCCGCCGCUAGACUCAUUGGCAGCCGUGUGUGUGACUUGCAUGUGCAGGGUAAGCGCGCACAUUCACUGACUCACGCUUGAACACUAUCGCUCGUACUAUUAUGCACACACGCAAUCUUACACACAACCGCAGACGCACAAAGUCUGUCUGUCUCUCACGCUCGCACACUCUCAAAAGCAAUCGCACACACACACACACACACACACACACACACACCAUCACAGCCAAAGUCAUUAGCUUGCGCGCGCACGCACGCACGCACGCACGCACGCACACUGUUGCUGUGAGCGCCAAGGCGCUCUUCAGCCUUGAGAAGUUUCCACAGUUCUGGAAGCCGUUAGCGAGGCGGCGGGGGCGCGGCGCGAAUCCUUUGAGCGUCGGCUUGGCUAGCCGCAACACUUAACUUGUUAGCUUGUUAGCGCACCACAAAUGUUAGCAAAUUAGCCGGCGACACGUCUGUCUCGUGUGUCGCUCGUUGGCCCGUCGUCUGUCAGACUCUUGUCACUCGAGGCAUUUGCGCGUCGGAACUAUAGGGCGUCUUGCGAUGUCACGCCGCCACGGGUGACUUUCUCCGCUCGAUUCGUAGAAGUUGGCGUCGUCUCGUGUGGGGGUCCAAAGCAAACCUGGACCACUGGCUUUCUCGUAGCGAGCCCGCUUCCGUGUGUUUGCGCAAAGGUGUCGCGUUCCUCUACCACAGUGGCGCUGACUCAGCGGGAGGACGCCAUCUCUCUCGGUGGCGGCGCGUGCGUUCGCGCUGAUGAAGCAGUCCAAAGUGUUCUUUUUCCACGCUGCUAAAAAAAGAUCCUUCAAAGAGCAGACGAGAUGGAUUAAGUGUCUGCAAUGGUUUCCACGACGACGCAAACAGGAAGUCGAAGACUGGAUAAUUGUCAAAUGGCGGUAAAAAAGAGCGAGGCCCUUGCGAGGAGCGCCGUCACGUUAGCUUUCUUUCAAAUCAUCUUGAUGUCCACCAGAGGAAAAUGAAGGAAGGACUCCUUCCUGUUGAAGGCGUGCGAGCGUAAAUGGGAUGAUGAUGAAUUAAUGAUGAAUGCCAAAUUAAGUAACACGUACUGAUGAUCGCGAGCGCGCCGGGUGAGUCACUUGGUCGUUAUCGAACAUUAUCAUCAGCUGGCCAUAGCGACGUCGUCAUCAGCGUCAAUUAGCGUCAUUAGCAACAUUAGCAUCAAAGCCGCGCCUGUCAGCCCUGCGCCACACGCCUCUUUUUCUUCUUGCCCUCCUUGUUCUUGCGGUGGCGGCCAUGGCGGCCAUGGCGGUCAUGGUGGCGGCGGCGGCCGCGACCUUCCUCCUUCCGUCCUGACAAAGCAGCCAGCACCACCGCCAAGGUGAUGUCAUGCAAGCACGCAGAUUAGCCGUGUGUGUGCGUGCGCGCGUGCGUGGUCUCCUGCUGCGUUUUGGCUGGCUGGGGCUGGGGGGGGAAGGGUCACAGAAGGGCUUGACUUUUGGAAGUCAAGCAGAUGAUAAUUUGGAAGCACCUGGAAUGCGGACGGACGAGGCUGAGGACGCAUCAAGCAAGCAGGCCCUCAUCCGGCCCCUCCCUCCUCCCCACCCCCCAGCGGCGAGGCUCCGCCCAACGCCCGGCCGCCCUCCCGCUGGUCCCGGAGCCGCUCGCGGCAUUCCCGCAUCGGCGCAACAUCUGGAAGCAAGCGCACGCACGCAUGCAGUCCACUCGAGUCGACACGCAACAAGAAAACGAAGAAGACCUUCUUCUGGGAUUCUGCUCCGUGACCUUUUUCCUUGGAACUUUUCCUUGCCUUUGUUUUGUUUUGAGAUUGUGACUCCGUCCGUCCACCGAGGGAAUGUAAGUUUCCUGCCGAGCGGCUGGCUCGGCUCGGCUCGGCGCUCUCUGCGCUGGCUCGCUCAAGCUCCUCAUCUCUCGUUGGCAGAAACGCGCGGUCAACAUGUCCGGCGUGGGCGCUCUCCUCCUGGCCGCCUUCCUGCUCUGCUCGCCCGUUGCCGGCCGAGCCCGACCCGCCGACGCCAGAACGCGGCGCUCGGUGACGCAUGCGCAGCUGAUGCACGACAAGGGCCGCACGCUGCAGGAUUUCAAGCGGCGCCUGUGGCUGCAGGAGCUCCUGGACGAGGUCCACACGGCCGAGAUCCGUCAGCUCCCGCUCUCCAAAGCCCCGCCGGCGCCGAGCAAGGGCCUGGCGGCCGACUGGUCGCCGGAGGAGCGGGAGGCCACCAACCUGCCGCAGGAAACCCACAAGAGCUUCCGGGACGCUAAGCGCCGCAAGAAAGGACGCCCCGGCAGGCGGAAGGACGCCGACAAGCGCAAGAGGAGGGCCCAGGCCAAGCCGCUCUGAACGCAGGUGCCUGCAGCCAGCGCAGCGCAGCGGACCCCUAAACAGUCGUCUUGCUGUUUGGAAAGACAACCUGGAUAUUUAUUGUGUAAAUACAAAUCAGUAGAGUAGAAAGUGACGUGGAAAUGAAAGAUUUUCUUUUGAUUCCAACACGCGUGUUGUAAUUUAUUUGGUUUGAAUGUUGUAUUUAUUGGAUUGGUUUUUCCACCAUCAUGCACUUUACACCGACCAGCAAGUCUUUGGUCUUUGCUUGACUUGGAGUUGAUCUUGUGUCAAUGACGCCCCCUGGCGGCGCUUGCUUUUGCCACUUGCACUGAGAUUAAACGUUUGACACAAGCUCUGCA